Penicillium griseofulvum is the source of this 1380-nucleotide messenger RNA. RefSeq lists its product as uncharacterized. The transcript is spliced from 7 exons. Bases 1 to 1380 code for a protein of 459 amino acids. The record is from RefSeq and is a predicted model, not a curated record. Lineage: Eukaryota; Fungi; Ascomycota; Eurotiomycetes; Eurotiales; Aspergillaceae.
AUGGAUAUUCCGAAGCCUAUUGAGGGUGAUGUUGACAUCGGAACUGGCACAUUUCAGGCUUGCUGGGUCCUCACAGCCAUUGUUGGCGUGGCAUUGUUGUUCCGCUACGCCAUCAAGGUCUGGGUACGCUGGGCUUUGCCGCAGGUCACUGCACCCGGCCGAAUCUGGGGUAUAGAGGACUUUUUCUUUCUCGUAGCUUGGGUUUUUGAUAUUACACAUAUGGUAUUUAUUCAAAUGAGCGCAAACUGGGGCCUUGGGAGGCAUUUCUUCUACUUGACUGGUGAAGAGCGUCUUAAUGCAAUGAAAUGGGACUUCCUUUCACAGCCAAUGGCCGUCACUUCAGCUAUGAUCUCCCGCGCAGGCAUGAUGUGGUUUCUUUUGACUUGCUUUGCGGCGAGCGACAAGAAGAUACGCAAAUCUAUUAUCAUCUGCGCUGUUAUUCAGGUUAUCGUCAAUAUGGUUACCAUUGUCCAGAUUAUUGUCCAGUGCGGGCCGAACCCAUAUCAAACGGUUGGUACUCUCCUUCUUAGUGCUCUCCCCAUUCUAAUCUCAUCCCAGGCUAAUCGUGUACAAUACUUUCACUAUAUGUGGACGCCACUCCCUGAAGAUGGCUCUGUUCAGUGCCAAUCACCGGCCGUCCAGACAACUGUCGGGUUUGUGCAAGGGGGAUUCAACACCGUCAUCGAUUUCUUCCUUGCCUUACUCGCUGCCGUCGAGCUCUGGCAAUUCUUCCUGCGAACUCUUCACGGUGAUCCAAACACGACAUUCUGGUCCCAGUUCUGCAAAAUCAGUGCCACCGUCCGAUCCCGCCGGAUCUGGCAGACCAUCACUCUCAGCGGACCACUGAUCCUUUCCGGCUGUGCUUCUAUUGUAAAAACCUAUAAACUCAAAUCCCUCGGUGACAGACAAGACUUCACUUAUAAUAUCGUGACCUUCGUUCUCUGGGUAAAAAUUGAAAAUUAUAGCAUUCUCCUGGCCUCAUGUGCGCCAGUAGCCCGUCUCUUCCUCCGCUCCUUUGUUGACCAGAGACGCGAAGGCCGCACUCACGGCUACUGGUCUCGCACUCAGUCAACGGACCACAAUAAUCCUGACACGGAGCUCAAACGCCGCGCUAUUGGGAAGGACCAGUGGCUGGAUUCUACUACAGCGACUAGUGUGACCAACACUUGUAUUCACGAUGAGGAGAAUCCGGUGACACGGUGGAAUGGGCAUAAGUUAUCGAGUAAUCGGGUUUCGAAGGAGGUGUCAGGGAAUCUUGAUGAUGGAUGUGUUACUGUUAAGACAGAUAUUGUUGUUCAGGUUGGCAAUAGGAUGUCAACUUCUUCAGGUGGGAUGAGUUUACCUAACGGGGGUGAGGCUCAUUCCGGGGGCUUUCAUUGA